Molecule: messenger RNA, 990 nt
Organism: Penicillium brasilianum
Lineage: Eukaryota; Fungi; Ascomycota; Eurotiomycetes; Eurotiales; Aspergillaceae
Source: the annotation of a GenBank genome assembly
CCCGAACAGAACUUUUGAGGUAUUAUUCAUUCAGUAUGGUAUAUAAUGAAGGCUAGUUCAGGCAUACCUAUCUUUCCAGAUUCUCCCACAAGUCACCCUGUGGAUUUCUGUGUCCUCGAGAUAUGGCCCAAGGUUAUUUUCCUAUCCUCACCCUACGCGAAAUUACUUGCCAGGUCGCAGAAGGCCUUGAGAAGCUUGACCAACCAUGGGAGUCAUACCUGCGAAACUGAAAAGAGAAGCCAGGAGGUUUGAAUGGCCUCGAAACAGUCACCGACAUCAGCGUUAGAGGGUGGAUUUGCAGUUGGGAGGCGGAUGAAGUAAAGGUGCUCCUAGGACAACGCGCAGAGGAAGACUCAUCGCCCGGUCUUUACGAGGCAUUUGGAGGGAAAUGUGAUCCCCGGGAAAGCAUCCUGGGAGCUUUAACUCGUGAAGACUUUGAAGAGACCGGCCAAGACGUCCUGUUCAUACAUGCCUUGCUCGGGGUUGAUAUCUUUCUUACUCCGAGAUCUAAGCGAUGGAUUGCCCAACCUCACUUCCUAAUUGAGGUUGAACGGGGCUGUGAGUCUCUCAACAGCAGAGGUUUUCACAUUCGGUUGGACCCAGUCGAGCAUCAAUCCUACAUUUGGGCUCCUGAAAACCUCGAUGCAUUGGAUAGCCUACAGCUCACAGAGGCCACCAGUAACCAUUUUGGGUUAGCAGUUGCAGCUUUCCGAGAGAAAUACUCAGAAGGAUCAAGACAACGAAGUUUUCCACCCUCUAAACGCUCGCCCUGAUCUAAAACCAGCUUCUUUUGAAGAGGCCCGAUGCCCUUUCGAAACUUGUGCCAAAACCUGUCUCUCUGUCUCUCUGGGUCUCUGGGCCUUCAGAAUGACUUUCGUUAUCAAUAUUUGUCAUGAAUUUUGAGUGGACCCACAUAGAAACUGCAUUGAAGGAGAUCGUGUCAAUUUUUUGGUUUUAGCAUUCUCAAGAAGUCUGAACUUUAUGUCUCUC